This is a messenger RNA of Paramecium tetraurelia, 3069 nucleotides long. RefSeq lists its product as uncharacterized. The transcript has 3 exons. NCBI's taxonomy places the organism in Eukaryota, Ciliophora, Oligohymenophorea, Peniculida, Parameciidae. The record is from RefSeq and is a predicted model, not a curated record.
AUGGAUUAGGAUUAUUUUUAUCUCUAUCAAUCAAUAUAUACCUCAAAAUUUUAGAACUGCAAUUAAUUUUUAUUUGCGGGAUGGUUUAAGAUUAAAGAAAUAAUUCAAAGCGAUUAAGAAAUGACAUUUUAAUUUAUUAAAUUGACUUCAAAUAUGUAGAAUAAUUAAUUGUAAAAUUAAAAUCUCUCUCCUUUAUAAUUAUUUUACAAACUUUAAUAAAAUCUCAAUAAAAUAAUUAUUACAACUUAUAGUUAUACAAUUCCAUCAGUUAGCUUAGAUUUUACAAACGAUCCUUUUUUAAUAAUCACAGAAUUCCAGAUUUCGAACAAUAUAUAAUUAUGGCAUCUACUGUAUGUAAAGAUGAUAGAAGAUACUUUGGAUAUUAGUAUCAAUUUUUUUGAGAAUCGGUAAGCUUAUGAGUACAAGACACAAAUAAUAGUUAAGCAAUUUCAUUAAAUAUACUUCAAGCUGUUUUUAGGAAAUUUAUAAGAAUCAACUACUAAUUAUUUAAAUAUAAUGGGUAGGAAUAUCUAUUUUUUUAAUUGCAAUCAAAAUUUCUAAAUACAAAACUGCCAUCUAAGUUGUGGUGAAUGUGAUGGUCCUACUAAUCAAGAUUGUUUAUCUUGUUCCUUAGAAUCAAAAAGAGUAUAUUUUCCAUAAUUUAAAUAAUGUUUAUGUCCUUAUAAUACUAUUGAUUACAAUGAUGAAUGUUUAAGUUAUUCAGAAUUAGGCUUUUAGGUAAUUUCAAAUGAAGAAUAAAAUGAAGGAUGUUUAUAUGGACAAUUCGAACUUAAUGGCUCUUGUUAUUAAUGUCCAGGUUAAAUAAAUUCACAAGCAAUAACUUGUUUAGAAUGCGUUUUGAAUCCAAAAGAUUGGUUCAGUGAUCCAUAGUGUGCGACAUAUAUAUACCUAAAUCAGGAUGGAAGUACAUCUGAAAUCAAGGAAUCAUUUCUGUAAAUUGAACCCAAGUAUUUUUUCACUUUUAAUGGUGAAGAUCUUGAAUUAUGCUUGGAAUGUGAAUAAUCUAGCUUAACAAAUUUAGAGAAUAUAGAUUAAAAUAUGGCUGCAAAAUAGCAAUCAUUUAAAUCAUUAUGCACUUCUGAAAGAUCAUAGUAGCAAUGUUAUAAAUGCAGCUUUUCUAAUUGCAAGAAAUGUGGUUAAUUAAUAACAGAAUAAGUUUGUUUUAUAUGUGAAGAAUACUAUGAAUUAGUAGAUGGUCACUGUAACAUCUGGACUAUAGGUGUAUUGAAAGAAAACAAUAAUUGUUUAUCGCCUUAUUAUAUUUCUUCCACAAAAGAAUGUAAAAAAUGCUCUAUUGAUCAUUGCAUAUAUUGUUUCGAAUACGUUUUAGAUAACUUGGAACUAACAACCCUUUACAGGAAGUUCAAAUUGUUCAAUGGAGAUGAUAAUAUUUAAGUGGGAUGUGCGAUGUGUUAAGAUGGAUAUAUUUUUGAUUUUAGAGUAGGAUUAUGUCUAAAAUAAACUCCAAAUAUUGAAUUUUGUCUUAGAAGUUACAUUAGUGAAGAGGGAACAGAAAAAUGUACUUUAUCCUCAAAAUAAGAUUUCUCAGUAGCGAGAGAAAUAGUUAAUUGUGAAAAAUUUAUCUCUAACUGCAUCUAAUGUUUUCUUACUAUGCAAUCAAUUUUAAGAUGCAUUAUAUGCAAAGAAGGUUACACAUCUUCAACCUCUGAAGUCAAUGGUUAAUGUACCUUAAGCAAAUUACCUUAUUAAGUAAUAAGCAUAGAAGGGAAUUCGGUUGAUAAGGAUGUGUGGGUGGAAAGGAUUUAGAGUUUUAUGGGAUCAUAUUUACCUAAUUCAUAUUUUUAUCCAUUUCCAGUAUCAACAUAUUUAAAUACUGAAAUUCCAAUCUAAUGCAAGGAAGGAUAUUCUAUAAUUAAAUUCAGUUUUUGCUCUCAAUAUUGCGAUUCAAAUUGUUAAGAGUGCUAACUGCCUAAAUACUGGAGUAAAUUUUCUUGUAAUAAAUGUCCAUUAAAUUAUUUUAAGCAGAAUCAACGAGUGUAAAUUAAUGGAAUAUGUUAAACAUGCUCUCUUCUUUGUUCCUUCUGUUAAUCUAGAAAUAUUACUGAAAUUACUUAAGCUUCCCCCUAUUUUAUUUCCACAUAGGAUAAUGAAGUAUUUACAAAAAAAUGUUACUUACCUGCUUAAGAUCCCAAUAUUAAAAUUUAACCUAAAUAAUUAAGUCCUCAAUAUUGUUUGGAUAAGAGUUGCAAGAAUAAUUUCUUGUAUUAAUACUACGCUAUAUCUUGCGUUUAAAGGUGGUUUCUCACCGAAAAUGUAUUAAAUUAAGCCAAUAUAAAAUACUUAAACUAAGUUGGUGUUCAAAAAUUUAUUAUUCAACUAGAUCUUCCUAACACUAAAUUUGACUGCAAUAUUGGAUUUGAUAUAGAUGCCUAAUUUCUUAGAUAACAAUUAUUUUCUUUAUAAGAAACUAAACUCAUUAUUAAUAACAAUAAUGGAUAUUUUAACCUGGGAUUUGGAAAUCUCUAUUAUUUUCUAAAUUUUGAUAUGUUUGAGAUUUUUAACUCAACUAUGGAUUUUACUGACUUUUCAUUAAACUUUGGAGAUACUAAGUUGAAGCUUAAAAUGAAGGAUAUUUUAUUUAUUGGAAGCAAUAUAGAUUAAAGUUCUCUGUUUCUUAAUUCAAAUUAAUUUAGUGAGGUAGAGUUAGUAAACAUUACAAUUAGGAAUGUAGUGUUUUCUUCAUAUUCAUUUAUCCACUUAGAUUCCUUAUAGUUUAGUAGUUAAUUACGCAUUCAAAGGCUAUUAAUCUAAAAUUCAACAUUUGUUAACUCCAAUUUAUUUUUGAUGAUAAACACGUAAUUGUCUAUUCAAAUUUAAGAACCACAAAUUGAAAACUGCACUCUAAUUAAUUCAUCAAUCAUUAAUUUAUAAUCGAAUCUAUUCUUCAUUAAAUAUCAACAGUAGUUAUCAAGAAUUGUCUAUUAAAAUACUAAUCCUACUUAUUAUAUUUUUUUGGGUUAGCCAAGCUGGAAAUUGCAAACCUCUCUGUUUAUGGGAAUUCUUUAUAAAAUUCUACUUUUUUUAUGA